Molecule: messenger RNA, 2201 nt
Organism: Arabidopsis thaliana (thale cress)
Lineage: Eukaryota; Viridiplantae; Streptophyta; Magnoliopsida; Brassicales; Brassicaceae
Exons: 1
Coding region: 823-1200 (125 amino acids)
Source: RefSeq, marked reviewed
CUAAAUCAUAAGAUUUCCCUAGUAAUCUCCACGAGCUAAAGUCAGAAGAACCAAAGGCAGAUGAGUACGCCACGUGUACAUAACUUGAGCCUCAUACACACGCAAAACGAUUGGAUAAAAUAGAACACAUCAUCAUCAUCAAUUUUUGUACGGUUGUAAGAAGCCACUUGUCAAAGAAUCAACGGUAAAUAAGAACUCUUCUCCUUCUUUUCGUAUCUUAAAUUUAUAUAACAAAAAUGUUUUAAUAUUUGAGAAACUCCAUCAAUCAAUCAUAAUUAUUUUAGUUUAAUGAUUGGAGAGACCGAUCGUGAAUUUGUGGCCGUUGGAUCAAAACUUAAUCCAAAAGAUUGGAGAAAUCGAUUUAUAAAUUGCAGAAGAAGACGACUAGCUGUUGAGUACAAGGGACGACGAAUUUGGUCGGAGGGAUAAUAAUGGAAGGAGAUGAUCGAUAAUUUGGGUUUUUAGGGUUCCUCUUCUCUGAUCCUUUUGAUAAUUUUCACCGUUUUUUUGGGGGUUUUAAAAUUUCUUCAAAUUCUAGUUGAUUUCAUUUUCAAAUUCUGGUGAAACAUUAUUUGUGUUUCAAUGGUGAAGCUUAGAUCUUGAGCUAAGAGUUAAGAAAAUUUCAUCUUUUUCCUGUGAAAGUUUUGUCCUUUUUAGAUUUUGUUUUUUUUUUAUUCUUUAAACCGUUCAUUGAUUUCUUCUGAGUCAUUAGAGGUUGAUUUAUUGCAAGCAAAAGGGUUUUCAAUUGUGUGUUGGUUGCUGUGAUCUUUGACCAGAUUUUAUGGUGGAAUUUCUGAAAAAAGUAUCAAUCCGGUUCUUGAAAUGAUGAAGAGACCGAUCCCAAGUUGGCCAUGGUGGUUAUUAGGAAGUAGAAAAGAGAAAGAAACUGAAGCUCUUAAGUUUCCUACAAAGAUAGCUCGAGUAAAUAAGAGGAAAGAGCUUGAACUUGAGAGCUUUGGUUCGUCUGGCUCUGAAUCUGUAGAUGUUGUUGCUGGUGAUGGACCUGAAUGGUCUGUUGGAUGGACUGAGCCACAUGGACCUGAUUUCCAAAGUGAUGAUGAAGGAAAUGAUGGUGGCUUCUUAGUGUUGGUUCCUUGUUAUAGAGCUGUUGUUGAAGGCUCUAGUAAUAAUAAUAACCAGCUCUUGAGUGCUGUCAAGAAUCUCCCCAAUGGUUUGCCUCCUGGUAUGAAUCACCCCUAAUUUGUGGUCUUGGUUUGGUGUAGUGAAUUACCAUAGCCUUCUCUCUUGGGAUUGAUGGUCUAUUGGAUAUAAUGCUUGUGGUUUUGGUUUAGUGAACUACCAAAGUUGCUCUCUUUAGAGGUUUCUUUUCACAUUUGAUCCCAUGUGCAAAUUGUCCACAGUCUUUGCUAUUUGAUGUUUCAACAGUUUUUGUCCUAAACCAAAGUGAAAACUUUUCUGAAUUCAUUCUUAUCAAAUUUGCAGAUGGGAAGAAUUACAUGGAGCAAUGGCUUUCAUCUCUGCAAAAACUUUGACCAGGUCUCUUCCUUGUGUAGUUAGUUAGUAGUAAGUAGUUUUAAUACGCUCUGAAGAAUCAUUUUGGUUACUACAUUUAUCCUGAAAACCCCAAAAAAAGGAGAAAAAGGGAAUAGAAAAGAGGGAACCAAAAAAAAAACACAAGUAGUUUUAUGGUUUAGAUUAAGAUGAUGGGUAGUUGCUUACAUUGAUCCUGGAAACGGAUCAAGUCCAAGAAAAAGGGAAGAAAAAAAUAGUAAAAAGAAGUUGUGGGGUUGGGAAAGCUAUGGAGAAGAAGUAGCUUUAAGAUUGGUUACAUUCAGAAAACAGAUCAAAAUCCAAGAAGUGAAGGUGGAUAUCAAAUUACAUUGAUCCUGGAAAAGGAUUAAAACCGGAAAGAAAGGAAUACGAAAGCAGUGCUAAAGAUUUUUAUCAAGAUGAUCAAAUUGAUGGUGUGAGUGGGAUUCUUCAAUUGGUUUGGAAAUUCAUGUAAAGUCUUGUAAAUACAAAAAAAGGAGAGUGAUGUAUAUACUCUUGUAAUCUAUCGUGUCCUGUAUCAUAACCUCCUCAAGACUGAGAUUGUAAGUGAUUGUAGAUUGUAUGUAAUAUUAACUACCAUUGAUCCUUUUAUUGUAUGUAGAAAGUAGAAACACUAUUUGCCAUUGUAAUCCUCUUUAAACAUCCUCUGUAUAUCUAUCCCUUUAUAUAUAUUUCAAUUGGAGAAUCAG